Penicillium verhagenii is the source of this 1692-nucleotide messenger RNA. RefSeq names its product Amino acid/polyamine transporter I. Gene Ontology annotation, biological process: amino acid transmembrane transport. Gene Ontology annotation, molecular function: amino acid transmembrane transporter activity. The coding region runs from base 1 to 1692 and encodes 563 amino acids. The transcript is spliced from 7 exons. Lineage: Eukaryota; Fungi; Ascomycota; Eurotiomycetes; Eurotiales; Aspergillaceae. Gene Ontology annotation, cellular component: membrane. The record is from RefSeq and is a predicted model, not a curated record.
AUGGCGACAAGCGAGAAUAUUUCGAAUGGAAAGAUCGACAUCAAAGGAAGUGCAGAAAAUGAGAUUGAUAUUGAGAGGAUUGCAACUUCAGCAACUGAGCAACAUGGAGUUUCAAAAGAGAUCCCCACUGCGGAUACCGCUGGGUUCCAUCGGUCUCUCACUAGACGAAAGGUUAUGAUGAUGACCUUUGGUGCUGGGAUUGGGACAGGUCUAUGGGUGGGAACAGGACAGGCGCUAUACUACGCUGGCCCUGCGGGAGUCGCCUUGACCUAUACUUUGACUGCAAUGAUCGUUUAUGCCCAAUAUUGUUCGAUUGGUGAGAUGAUCACAUACAAGCCAAUCCAUGGAGGAUUUAUCCGAAUGUGCAUGGAAUAUGUGGAUCCUGCACUGGGUUUCGCCAUUGGAAUCAAUUUUUGGUUUUCACGAAUCAAAAAGUGGGUGAUGAUAAUUCCAGCAGAAAUCACAGCCGCAGUGUCGGUCUUGAAAUUCUGGCCAGCAACCGAUGCUCUUCCUCUCGCUGUAUACAUAACGAUUUUCUUGGUGGUUAUAGCCCUCGCUAAUCUUUUCCACGUCCGAAUCUACGGCUACAUUGAGUACUAUAUGUCAUUCAUCAAAUGUGCCGCAAUUAUAUUGAUGAUCUUUUUCCUUUUCAUCAUGACAUCUGGAGGAAUUCCCGCUACUCAUGGCCCCAUUGAGUUUCGUUACUGGAAAAAUCCCGGUGCUUUUAAGAAUGGAAUGAAAGGAAUUGCAAAAGCUUUUGUGCAAGCCGCAUUUAGUUUUGGUGGUGGUGAACAUAUUGCCGUUAUUGCCGGGGAAGUAAAGAACCCUCGACAAACCAUCAAGAAAACGAUUCGUCCAGUCUUCUGGCGCAUGUUCACCUUCUUUGUUGUGAACAUUUGGCUCGUGGGGAUGUGCGUACCGUCCGAUGACACCGACCUGGCCACUACUAGCGGAACUCUGGGAAGUCCCUUCGUUAUCGCAAUCAAGCGGGCAAAUGUUUAUGGACUGGCACAUGCGAUAAACGGAUUCAUAUUUCUCAGUGUUAUUAGCUGUGGUAUCACCAGUGCUUACGUGGCAAGUCGAAGCCUAACAGCGCUGGCGGACCUGAAUAUUAUCCACCCUUUCUUUGGUCGAAAGGAUACACAGGGUAGGCCAUAUGUGUCCUUGGCCAUCAGCCUACUACUUGGCGGAGGUCUUUGCUAUCUCAAUUGCGACAGUAUUGGCACUGUUGCCUAUAACUGGUUUUCUUCUCUGGUCGCUAUCGCAACCCUCUUUGAAUGGUCUGGGUGCUAUAUCUCCCAUCUUCGAUUCAGACAGGGACUUAAGACCCAAGGCAAGGAUCUCAGCAAGUUGCCGUUCAAAGGACUACUUACGCCCUGGGCGCAGUACUUCAGUCUUAUCAUAGUGGUUUUCAUUUUUGGAUGUGAAUUUUAUCUAUCGUGCUGGCCAUUCGGAGAAAAAGGGUCUGCGAAGACAUUCUUUUCCACUUAUCUUGCUGCUCCCUUGUUUGUAUUUGAUUACUUCGUAUACAAGUUCUAUUUCAAAACAAAGAUUGUAAAGUACACAGAGAUGGACUUCUCCGCAGCGCAGUAUUUUGACGAAGAAGAUCGCCUCAAUGACACGGGCGACCAAGAGAAAUCAAGUUCCAAGACAGAAUGGCUCAAACGCAUUCGAUAUAUGAUAUUUGGGUAG